Acipenser ruthenus (sterlet) is the source of this 8516-nucleotide messenger RNA. Its product is annotated as adenylate cyclase type 5-like. Gene Ontology annotation, cellular component: plasma membrane. Gene Ontology annotation, biological process: cAMP biosynthetic process; intracellular signal transduction; adenylate cyclase-activating G protein-coupled receptor signaling pathway. Bases 1455 to 5144 code for a protein of 1229 amino acids. NCBI's taxonomy places the organism in Eukaryota, Metazoa, Chordata, Actinopteri, Acipenseriformes, Acipenseridae. Gene Ontology annotation, molecular function: adenylate cyclase activity. The record is from RefSeq and is a predicted model, not a curated record. The transcript has 21 exons.
ACAAAGAGCAGCUGAAUAGGGAUGCGGAAUCGAUACAGUGUAUAUGCAUCCGUGAUGUCCAGGGUACAGGGCGCUGCGCUACAAACACAGGUUACACAGUCAAGUCAUUCAGUUUCAUUUCUAUACCGGAGAGACCUGCCAUAUGCUGAAUGAAAAACAACAGCUCCAAUGCAACAGAACGGAACGGGGAGAUCUUUGCUGCAUGAUUUACUGUGGAUAAAUACAAAUCUCAACUGCCUGAAAUGUUAUAAAGGAUAUACAGUAUGCUGUACACGAACACGAUUAUUGAUCUCCCGGGGUUUUAUUUACUGACAACACAGACGCAUCAUCAUUUUAUUUUCAAUCGCAAAAGCAUUCUUAAUUUGGAAGACGUUCUGUGUUAAAGCAGGUCCUUGCGGAAGGAACAACAACAAAACAAUAGCUAAAUGAAGCUCGUUGAGAUUUGAUAGAUUUCAGCUUUAUACAAAAUGUAGGAAACCUUGUCCCGUGAAAGGUGCCAGCUCAGGUGUGCAGCCGCAGUGAGUGGGUAAGCAAGGGGGCGAUGACGAGAAGGGCAAGACCACCACGAGCCAAGGUGACGCUGUGCUUCGUGUUCAUGGACACUUCGUUUUAUUUUAAAGCAAACAAACCUUCAUUGAAAUGAAUGGGGAGCCACAUCCGAAGCGCUGUCGCUGCAGUUUGACCUGGCUUCAGUUUAGCUGACGAUUGGUGAUUUUGUUUCACCGACCACUCAACUGAAAACAGGAUUGAUAUUUUUAUAUUCGCAGUCCAGCUGCAGGACACCUUGCGCUUGAGAGGAUGCCUUUGAGCAGAUUCACCGCUCAGUCCGCAAGUGUCAGAUACUGGAUGAAAAGGGAAUUCAGUAUCACAAUUUGAUUUGAUUUGAUUUUAAAGCUGCACUAUUUGCAUUUUGAGCUUUUUUUUUUUUAAAUGUAUUAUUUAUACAAAUAUCUUCUCGGUAAGAUACAGUAGAGUUAACUAGCAGAACCUUACAGUGUAACUGAUUUAUAAUUUAAGACUUUUUAAAAAAAUGCUUAAUGAUCAGAUAUUUCCCCAAUGAGCUUAAAAUUAUUUUUUAGAAAUACCUAUUUAUCCCCCAGAAACUUUUAACAGUAGAAAUGUGUUUUAUUUCUGUUUGAAAUGCUCUGGUGAGUAUUGAACGGUACAAACUUCCAUGGUUAAAUAGUUUAAGUAAAGACACAAACUUUAAAUAUUUGUCUGGAAGAUUACUGAACUCCUUAAAAGAAAUUGUUAUAGAAAGUUGAGCAUUAUUAUUUUAUUAUUUUGUAAUAUUUUCAACAUAAAGACUAAAUGGAUAGCGGCUGUGGAGCCCAGCUGUAUCACUAACACCGUGCUGAAGGAAUGGAUUCUCACUGCUUUGUUUUGGCUCAAUAAUUAAAUAAACAAUUGAAUAUCAGUCUCUCGCCAUUUCAAGCUGGGUGUGUAUCUCGGAUAUGUCCCGAUCCAAUAGCGUGAGCCCUCCGGGGUUAACUGCCCCUGGACCUCGGGGUGGGACUGAACAUCGCUCUGCUUGGAGCGACUCCCACUCCAGAGCCAAUGGGUGUCCUUACUCCACUAAAUCAGCUGCCAAGAAAACCACCAGGUCCAGCAGCAGGUGGAGGUUAGAAGAGGAUUUGGAGCAGCAGCCGGGAAGGACCACAAGCACUGUGAGCCGAGUCAGCUUCAGGUCCAAGUGUGCGUGGCAAGACAAUGGAGAGGAGGGCCGCAACAACAACACAGCAGCCCCAAAGCAGGAUGGGGAGCUGAGAGGCAAGUCUGUGGAGCUCGGGCUGGAGGAGAGGAGAGGGAAGAGUGAGGAGCUGAGAGCCAAGUCUGUGGAGCUCGGGCUGGAGGAGAGGAGAGGGAAGAGUGAGGAGCUGAGAGCCAAGUCUGUGGAGCUCGGGCUGGAGGAGAGGAGAGUGAAGAGCGGAGCUGAGGAGCAGGGUCAGGAAGUGCACUUCUCCAUGGCUCAGUGUUGCAGCAGCGUGUUGCAGAUCUUCAGAUCCAAGAAGUUUCCUUCAGUGAAGCUGGAGAGGUUGUACCAGCGUUACUUCUUCAGGCUCAACCAGAGCAGCCUGACCAUGCUCAUGAGCGUCUUGGUGGUGCUGUGCACAGUGAUGCUGGGCUUCCACUGUGCAGGGGGCGGUUACAAGCUGCCCUAUGUGGUCGUCUUCACUGUUGCCAUUGCGCUCAUCAUUGUGCUCAUGAUCAUAUGUAACAGGAAUGGGUUCCACCAGGACCACAUGUGGAUCAUCUGUUACCUGGUCAUCUUGGUUGUCAUUGUGGUGCAGAUCAUUGCGGUUUUGCUGGUGGAGCCCAGAAGUGCCUCGGAGGGGAUAUGGUGGACUGUCUUCUUCAUUUACAUCAUCUACACGCUGCUGCCGAUCAGAAUGCGGGCUGCGGUCAUGAGUGGAGUUAUUCUGUCAGCUGUACACCUGACCAUCUCUUGGAAGUUAAACGAAGUGGACAGCUUUCUAUGGAAACAGCUGGUCUCCAACGUGCUGAUCUUCUCCUGCACGAACAUCGUGGGAGUGUGCACCCACUAUCCAGCAGAGGGGUCCCAGCGGCAAGCCUUCCAGGAGACCAGGGAGUGCAUCCAAGCAAGACUGCACUCGCAGAGAGAGAACCAGCAACAGGAGCGCCUCCUGCUCUCUGUUCUGCCCCGCCACGUUGCCAUGGAGAUGAAAGCUGAUAUCAAUGCCAAGCAGGAGGAUAUGAUGUUUCAUAAGAUUUACAUCCAGAAGCAUGACAACGUGAGCAUCCUCUUUGCUGACAUCGAAGGUUUCACCAGCCUGGCUUCACAAUGCACAGCGCAGGAGCUGGUCAUGACUCUCAACGAGCUGUUUGCAAGGUUCGACAAGCUGGCAGCGGAGAACCACUGUUUACGUAUCAAAAUCCUGGGCGACUGUUAUUACUGUGUGUCUGGACUGCCAGAGGCCCGGGCUGACCAUGCGCACUGCUGUGUGGAGAUGGGAGUGGACAUGAUCGAGGCUAUCUCGCUGGUGCGGGAGGUGACGGGCGUGAAUGUGAACAUGCGGGUUGGCAUUCACAGCGGCCGCGUGCACUGCGGGGUGCUGGGCCUGCGCAAGUGGCAGUUUGAUGUCUGGUCCAACGAUGUCACCCUGGCCAACCAGAUGGAAGCUGGGGGCAAAGCUGGCCGCAUCCACAUAACAAAAGCCACCCUCAACUACCUGACUGGGGAUUAUGAAGUGGAGCCUGGUUUCGGAGGCGAGCGGAAUGCUUACCUAAAGGAAAACAACAUAGAAACCUACCUCAUUGUGGGCUGCACUGAGAAGCGGAAAGAAGAGAAAGCAACGAUAGCCAAGAUGAACAGGCAGCGCACCAACUCCAUUGGACACAACACUUCCCACUGGUGCUCGGACCGGCCCUUCUACAACCAUCUCGGCACCAACCAGGUCUCCAAGGAGAUGAAAAGGAUGGGGUUUGAAGAUCCCAAGGACAAGCAUUUCAUUUUCAGAAACACGCAGGAAAGCAUGAACCCCGAGGACGAGGUGGACGAGUUCCUCGGCCGCGCCAUCGACGCCAGAAGCAUCGAUCGCUUGCGCUCGGAGCACGUCAAGAAGUUUCUCCUGACGUUCAGGGAGCCGGACCUGGAGAAAAAGUAUUCCAAGCAGGUGGAUGACAGAUUUGGAGCGUAUGUGGCCUGUGCUUCUCUCGUCUUCCUUUUCAUCUGCUUCAUACAGAUUGUUAUUGUACCACGCUCAUCGCUGAUGAUUGGUUUCUACGUGGUCUGUUUCCUUAUCCUUACAGCAGUGAUGUUUGUGUCUGCAAUCUACUCCUGUUUCAGGCUCUUCCCAGCUCAUCUGCAGACCCUCUCCAGGAAGAUCGUUCAGUCCAGGACCAACAGCACACUGGUCGGGGUCUUCACCAUCCUUCUCGUCUUUCUCUCUGCAUUCGUCAAUAUGUUCACAUGCAGCACCAAGGAUAUCCGUACCUGCGUGGCCAAGGAGUUUAACAUCACCCACAGCAGUGUGACCGCCUGCCAUGUGAGCUCUUCACACUUCAACUACACACUGGACACCAUGGAGGGGUACUGCGGGAGCACCGAGCCCAACUGCAACUUCCCUGAGUAUUUCUCGUCCAGUGUUUUGCUCAGCCUCCUCGCCUGCUCCGUGUUCCUGCAGAUUAGCAGCAUUGGCAAGCUCUUCCUCAUGCUGUUCAUGGAGCUCCUCUACGUCCUCAUUGUAGAGCUGCCGGAAGUGACCCUGUUUGACAACGCAGACAUGCUGGUCACAGCCAAUGCAAUUGGCCAGUCCAAUGGAACAUGUUUGAUGAACGACUCCAGGGUAGCUCUGAAGAUUAUGACCCCCAUCGUAAUCACAGUGUUUGUGCUUGCGCUUUAUCUGCACGCCCAGCAGGUGGAGUCCACGGCACGGCUUGACUUUCUCUGGAAACUUCAGGCUACGGAGGAGAAGGAGGAGAUGGAGGAGCUGCAGGCCUACAACAGGAGGCUGCUGCACAACAUCCUGCCCAAGGACGUGGCCGCCCAUUUCCUGGCCCGUGAGCGGCGCAACGACGAGCUGUACUACCAGUCCUGCGAGUGCGUGGCCGUCAUGUUCGCCUCCAUCAGCAACUUCUCUGAGUUCUACGUGGAGCUGGAGGCCAACAACGAGGGCGUGGAGUGCCUGCGGCUGCUGAACGAGAUCAUCGCUGACUUCGACGAGAUAAUCAGUGAGGACCAGUUCCGGCAGCUGGAGAAGAUUAAGACCAUCGGCAGCACGUACAUGGCUGCCUCGGGCCUGAACGACUCCACCUACGACAAGCCGGGGAAGACACACAUCAAAGCGCUGGCUGACUACGCCAUGAGGUUAAUGGACCAGAUGAAGUACAUUAAUGAGCACUCCUUCAACAACUUCCAGAUGAAGAUAGGUCUCAAUAUCGGCCCGGUCGUGGCUGGGGUCAUUGGUGCAAGGAAGCCUCAGUAUGACAUCUGGGGGAACACAGUGAAUGUAGCCAGUCGCAUGGACAGCACAGGAGUGCCUGAAAGGAUACAGGUGACCACAGACAUGUACCAGGUUCUGAGUGGUUACAACUAUACACUAGAAUGUCGAGGUGUGGUAAAGGUCAAAGGGAAAGGUGAAAUGAUGACCUACUUCCUGAACGCAGGACCGCCCAGCAGUUAACAGAACACCUUUUAUUAUUUUUUAUUAUUUUUUAUUAUUAUUUUUUUAUAUUGUUGAAACCGCUGGGUUGUGGGUCCCAGUAGAAGACCUGUCUAAGCAGUGAAGCGCAAGACAGUACAGAUCUCGACCGACCUGCUGAGCAGAACGUGAUGGGCUAUCCCGACGCUGGGAGACACUGGGAGCCAGGCAUGGCGGUAAAGGAAAGGGCCGCCUCCUUAUGGAUGUUGUCAGUGGAGAGGCAGGCCAAGCGAAAGUGACCAAAGAUUUCUUGACAGACUUGUUUUUCAGUGGACCAUGCUGUUGCUGCUGCUGCUAGGAAGAGGGGCACAACAAGGCAAAGAACCUGCUUUCACAGCACCUUUCAUGAUAUGAAGGAAGCGAAUCAGUAUUUAAAGGUUUUCAAAGCAAAUCAUAAAGCCCUGGACGUGCUGCGAUCUGCAGACUCUGGUAAACCUGCACACCGCAGUCAUGCUGGGAGGGUUUGUGCUGCCUCGUAGGACCCAGGCUACACAACACAAAGCUGCAUGGAGAUUCAAACUGGCCAGUGGCCACUACAACAGAAUGGUUGGUUUGUUUGUUUGUUUGUUUGUCGUCUGAUGAGGCUGCUUUCCCCAGAGUAACUGUCGCUAAUGCAAACCUAUGACAAGAAACUUCAUAUGUGAGGACUCUUAACACAAUGGAACACAGUAAUGCAAAUCUAUUCUCUUUUGAGUAUUUGAGUUUACAUUUUUCUUGAUGUGUAAACUCCAGAAACUUUAAAUUAAAAUGGAAAAAAAGCUCCAAAAACAGCUGCUUUUUGUAUUUUUGUCAUUUUGUAUUAUGACAAGACAAAUCUAGCAGACACCUGAGAUUCUAUAUUUUGUAAAGUAUUAUAUUAGAUGAAUACACCAUGUGUAUUAGGGAGUAUAUAGACGCAAUCAGUUUUUAGGUCCCUAAUAUGAAGUUCUUUUUGUUUUUGUUUUGUUUUUUGAAGUGUGUUUGAACAGUUUCUCUUUCAAUCCACCUUCUUGCUAUUCAUAGAGAUAUUUCCCCCACACUCCCAGAAGCUGCUGUAUUCAAGUCCAGUGGUGCUGAUGGUAGUCCUCACAAGAUGUUUGGUAGAUCAGUCUGAAAUAAGGACGUGUCUCUGGCUCCUUCAUAAAGGACAUUCAUGAAGAACGAAAUGGUUCCAGUAACUGUAUUUGUAUUUGUAUUUGUAUUAUUAUUAUUAUUAUUAUUAUUAUUAUUAUUAUUAUCAUUAACAUUAACAUUAACUGGUGGACAAAGCCAGUGAUGUACCUCAGUAACAUUGAGUUCAAUUGUCUUUAGCUUUUUGUUCUUUUUGUACUGAAAGUGCUUUACUGAGGGCAAUCUUCAUAAAACUUAAGAGUGUGUUUUAGUUGAAUUUCUACAGCUCUAUUCUUUUAGAAACUGCACAAAGUGAGAUUGUGUGCGAUAUAAAACUGAGCUAGACAGUAGGAGACUUUUCUCAAAGGCGCAUUUGCUUAAGUAUUUCAUAACUAUUCCAAUCCUAGUUUAAAACACUAUGCUGCAAUUAACUGCUAUAAUGCUGAGGGAAAAGACCAGCUAUUCUAAUGUGUUAAAACAUUAUUAUUACACAAUUAAACAACAAACAUUGCUUAUUUUAAUUUGAAAAGGGUAAGAGUAUACUGAAGCGAUGUGCAACUUGUUUUUACUGUGCAGCUCCAGCAGGUGGGGCUGUUGAGUUUUCUGUUACUCUGCCUGUUCAAACUCAUUUGUAACCUGUGUGUUUCUAAUAGCACAGCACCAGCAUAUCCACUCAGGAGCCUACAGCUAACCUAACAAGAUACCCCUAAGCUGCUAAAGCUCUCAAUAGUUGCACCCAAUCUUACCUGUGUAGCAGGAACACAUUUCUUGUGUGUUCCUGCAAUUAUUAAGAACAUAAGAAAGUUUACAAACGAGAGGAGGCCAUUCAGCCCAUCUUGCUCAUUUGGUUGUUAGUAGCUUAUUGAUCCCAGAAUCUCAUCAAGCAGCUUCUAGAAGGAUGCCAGGGUGUCAGCUUCAAAAACAUUACUGGGGAGUUCGUUCCAGCAAUAUCCUUUUUGUAACAAGAUGACCAGAACUGAACACAAUAUUCUAGAUGAGGUCUUACUAAUGCAUUGUAAAGUUUUAACAUUACUUCCCUUGAUUUAAAUUCAACACUUUUCACUAUAUAUCUGAGCAUCUUCAAUUUCAGUAUUUCCCAUAUGAUAUUUAUAAUGCACAUUUGUAUUGCCUGCGUGCAGUACCUUGCACUUUUCUCUAUUAAAUGUCAUUUGCCAUGUGUCUGCCCAGCGUUUUAAAGCGUUUUCCCCACACUAGCUCAGCAGUACAAGGUACAAUAAUAAAUCCACGUCGAUCUUUCACAGCGUUUCAAGGGCAUUGCACCAGUAUGGAUAGCGUGUACCCAAAAGCACAUACCCUGUAAACUUCACACCUCCCAGACUGAAGAUCUUUAUAAUAUAAAGCCUUUGCUUACAAAACAACUUGACUAGAUUGUUUUGAUAUGUUGGUGGGGGAAAAAAUGAUCAUCCAAAAAAGAUGCCCCGCCCACAGGACCCUGCCCAACUCUGGUUGCCAUGUCACCAAAAGAAUUGUCAUGACAACCAGAAUACAAUGGCACAGCACUGGUGUUCUCUGCUUAAGAGUUACAAAAAGACAUUGGUAAAUAAACACCAGGGUUGUGGUUCAGGCCUUGUCUUGUGUGUUGGAAAUAGUAUCCAGUCCCAAUCUGCCCCUACAUCGUGUACACCGCCUUCUGACUCAACCAACUCUAUUAAAACCAAACAUCAAGCAGUGAAUCUGAAUCAUUUUUAGUGUAACAAUGUUUAAGACACCAGGGACAAAGACUGUAUUGGGAUUCCCCACAGUUCACAGCAAACAUUGGGUGCUGUUUUCAGAAAACAAUAUUAUUGUGUUUACUGGAUGCAACACAAUCUACCCAGUAUAACAACCGUAUACUACAUGUGCACAAGCGUUUCAAACUAUUUCCAGAACAGAUUAUAAAUCCAGUUCAUUAACAAUGCCAAACGAAUGCAUCAGAUGACACUGACGAAACAUUACCUGAAGGGAUACUUUCUACAUCACUGAAGAUACUACACAUUUCAGGAGUUAAUCUACACUAGUGAUACAUUUCAAAUUCAGCGACAGAACAAGCCCAGUACGUCCACAUGUACUGUAUGUUUUACUAUACUCAUUAAAGCUCAUUAAAAGCAAGCGGUUCAUGAGGCAGGAUAUCUUGACCUUUCUGAAGCACGUCUGUAAACGCACUGGUGGGACUAGCUGCUGUCACCGCAUUUACAGACAGCAUGUACUCAGAAUCAGGAGAGGUUAGCCGUUCUGUAAAGUUGCAGGAGUAACUUCUUCCUCAAG